Molecule: messenger RNA, 1516 nt
Organism: Naegleria gruberi
Lineage: Eukaryota; Heterolobosea; Eutetramitea; Acrasida; Naegleriidae
Exons: 1
Coding region: 5-1306 (433 amino acids)
Source: RefSeq, a predicted model, not a curated record
GCUAAUGGCCUCCACAAUAUCAAAUUUAUCUUCUCCGGCCUCUUCUCCAUCAUCUACAACAUCAACCUCUAGUAAUAGUAAUAUCGUAACCACACCUAGAAAACAUCUCACUCCUCUUUCAACUCCCACCAAUAACAAUGUAUCCAUAACUACCAUCAUCACUCCUCCCAUUAAAACCAAUGACAAUCAUGUAACAACACAAGUUGCCAGUACAAACUCAUUAACUUUGGAAAAACAAAAUACAAAUCUUCUGAGCACAAAUAAUGGCAUUCACAAGGCAACACAUAAAUCUUCUAGUAAUAAUAAUAGCAAACAAAUUGUUAUUACUCAACAAGUUUUAAAUCAUCCUAUUCAAAAAUCUAACCGUUUAAAUAGACAAUCUGAAUAUUUACAUUCAAUUGGAGAUCAUGGAAAAGCAGCACAAUUGAACAGAAAGGGAAUGUCAAUAUUGGAAAGAUCAAAAAACUUAACUUGUGACAAGAGUGCUCUUGACUCAAUUAAUCAUUUGAUUUCUCAUUAUAAAUCUGAAUAUAGAUUCCAAAGAAAUUUGGAUGAAGCAACCACAAUUACAAAUAAUAUGAAUGGAUCGACAAUACUGAAUAAUAGAUCGAGAAUUAAUAAUGGACCAAUUGUGAUGGAACAAUACGGAGACAGAGAGAUGAUUAUGCCAAAACAAUAUGAUCUUAGUGAAUCUAUGAUUGGACUUUCAGCAACUCAAUCAACUAAUAAUCAUAAUUUAUUGACUAUGAAUGAUUUUAAUGGACAAUGCCUAUCUCCAAUAGGUCAUAAUGGAGGUGAUACUCCUUCACAAUCAACUCCAACAACCCCAGGAGUUACACUCUAUUCAGAAUUGUAUAAUUUGUUUAUAUAUCCUUGGAUUCAAUACCAGAAAAAUUUGGAAGAGGCAACCGAAAAUGAACAAUUGAGAAAGCUCUUCAAUAAGACUCUUCUUUCCACUCAACAAAAGCUGAACCAGGUCAUGCAGAAAACUCAAUCUGCAGAUGAGACUGAUAUGGCUAAUUCACAAUUUGGUAGUAUGAGUGGAAUGUCUUCACCUCUUCAUCCUAUGGCCAGCAGUACAGCUAUGCAUACUGAUAUUUCUAAAAAGUUGCUCUCAUUAAGCUACAGUCUCAAUGCCGAUAAGGUUACUCGCCUUACUAACUCUGUUAGCAAAAAAGACAAAGAAAUAGAAUUGCUUAAAAAGAAAAUCAAAGAACAACAAGAGAUUAUUUCCAAACAUGAAGAAAAUUGGAAAUUAAUGAAACAAGAGGCAAUGGAAUCGGCCAUGAACAAGGCAAACAAAUAAUGUUUUUUCCAUUCAAUUGUUUUCAAUACCGAUGAUGAAUAUAUUGAGAAAAGAAAAAUAAUUCACUAUUUAAUCUCUCUUCAAGAAUCGGCACUUUGGUGAACUGAGGUCAAGUUCAAAGCGGUUGUAUGUUGGCGCGCAAAUUUUGAAAAAUCCUCUUACAGUUUUUGUUCUUAAAAUAAAAAACAAGAAAGUGAAGGGACGGGUUAU